This is a messenger RNA of Onychostoma macrolepis, 3750 nucleotides long. It is a transcript of the gene shoc2, whose product is annotated as SHOC2 leucine rich repeat scaffold protein. Gene Ontology annotation, molecular function: protein binding. NCBI's taxonomy places the organism in Eukaryota, Metazoa, Chordata, Actinopteri, Cypriniformes, Cyprinidae. The transcript is spliced from 9 exons. The coding region runs from base 597 to 2282 and encodes 561 amino acids. The record is from RefSeq and is a predicted model, not a curated record.
CCGACUCGCGCGAACGAGUCGGGCUUUCCAUCACUAACUCACGCACGCACUCACGCACGCGCUGCGGAUUGAGCUGCUCUUCCCGCUUCGAGCUCGAGCUGCUCCGAGCGCCGUUUGGCGGAUGACAGUUUGUUUUCACGGAGGGCCUGUUUGAGGAGAAGAACGAACAUUUACAUCCUCGGCUACGGGAACCGAAUCGCUUUUCGUCAAGAUGGGACCGCUUAUUCCCAAAUGUACGCGUUUGGUGAGACGUGUGAGCCAAAGGAUGUGAAUCCUGGAGACCCGUCUGUGCACAACAGCUCUAGCUGAGCCGAGGGAAAGAGUGCAGUUCAAACAAGCAUGAGGCUGCUGGCCUCCUCGCUACACAGACUACAACAAACACGCGUUGUCCCAGUGGAGUUUUAACCCCUGCAGGAGUACAGGCUGCUUGGUCCACCGAGGCUGGUGAAGAAACACAGGUAUGUAUGAGCACCCGCAGAUAUAACCGCCCCUCCCUUUGGUUCGUCACCCUUGAAUAGCGAACAAAAUACUAGAGCGAGAGAAAGCGAGUGAGAGACUGAGGGUCCCAUGUGCCAUUGGGCAGCGGGGCUUUCGCCAUGAGCAGUACUCUGGGCAAAGAUAAAGACUCUAAGGAGAGGGAACCCAAAGCGGAAGGGAAAUCCAAAACCAAAGGGAAAGAUGCCAAAGACGGGAAGAAAGACACGAGCGGCGCUUCGCCCGCAGUGGCCUUCACCUUGGACAGCACGAUAAAGCGGCCCAACCCGCCGCCUAGCACGCGCAAAAAAUCCAGCAACGCGGAGGUCAUCAAGGAGCUGAACAAGUGCCGUGAGGAGAACUCGAUGCGCCUGGACCUGUCCAAGAGAUCCAUCCAUCUAUUGCCCUCUUCCAUCAAGGAGCUGACCCAGCUGACCGAGCUCUACCUGUACAGCAACAAGCUGCAAAGCCUGCCAGCUGAGGUGGGAUGCUUGUCGGGGCUGGUGACGCUGGCGCUCAGCGAGAACUCUCUCACUAGCCUGCCCGACUCACUGGACAACUUGAAGAAGUUGCGUAUGCUCGACCUGCGGCACAACAAGCUGCGGGAGAUCCCGGCCGUGGUCUACCGCGUCACCUCCCUCACCACGCUCUACCUGCGCUUUAAUCGGAUCACCACCGUGGAGAAGGACAUCAAGAAUCUGUCCAAACUCACCAUGCUCAGCAUCCGAGAGAACAAGAUUAAACAGCUGCCCGCAGAGAUCGGUGAGCUCUGUAAUUUGAUUACGCUGGAUGUAGCCCACAACCAGCUGGAGCACCUUCCUAAAGAGAUCGGCAAUUGCACUCAGAUCACCAACCUUGACCUGCAGCACAACGAACUUCUUGACCUACCUGAGACUAUAGGUAACUUGUCAAGUAUAAACCGUCUGGGUCUGAGGUACAACCGUCUAUCAGCGAUCCCUCGAUCUUUAUCGAAGUGCCGAGAGCUGGAGGAGCUCAACCUUGAAAACAACAACAUCUCAGUGUUACCAGAGGGUCUUCUCUCCAGUCUGGUGAACCUGACGAGUCUGACGCUGGCGCGAAACUGUUUCCAGUCCUACCCAGCGGGCGGCCCGUCCCAGUUCUCCACCAUCUACUCACUCAACAUGGAGCACAACCGUAUCAACAAGAUCCCUUUCGGCAUCUUCUCCCGAGCCAAAGUGCUCAGCAAGCUCAAUAUGAAGGACAACCAGUUAACAUCUCUUCCGUUGGAUUUUGGGACGUGGACCAGUAUGGUAGAGCUGAACCUGGCAACAAAUCAACUUACCAAGAUCCCAGAGGAUAUCUGUGGACUUGUGUCUUUAGAGGUCCUCAUAUUGUCCAACAAUCUUUUGAAGAAGUUGCCUCAUGGGAUAGGAAACUUACGGAAACUGCGAGAGCUUGACCUGGAGGAGAACAAACUGGAGUCCCUCCCGAAUGAGAUCGCCUACCUUAAGGAUCUGCAGAAACUUGUGUUGACCAAUAAUCAGUUGACCACUUUGCCGAGAGGAAUCGGUCACCUGACCAACCUGACGUACCUGGGCUUGGGAGAGAACCUGCUGCAGCACCUACCGGAGGAGAUCGGUACACUGGAGAACCUGGAGGACCUGUACCUGAACGACAACCCUAACCUGCACAGUCUGCCGUUCGAGCUGGCGCUCUGCAGUAAGCUGUCCAUCAUGAGCAUAGAGAACUGCCCCCUCAGCCACCUCCCGCCGCAGAUCGUUGCCGGAGGCCCUUCCUUUAUCAUCCAGUUCCUAAAGAUGCAGGGUCCCUACCGUGCCAUGGUCUGAGACGACUCACACACUGUACAAAGAGGAAACCGAAUCGCCACAUGACGUUACCUUCGUCGUCAUUAUAUCUCGGACAAGAAACUGCUUAACUGGGUUCCAAUCGAUGGAGGAAUCAUAGCCAGUUAGGUCCCCUUUACCCCCGUAGUAAACAAUGUCUAGACUUCAGUUGCCAAAAUUAAUGUACAUUAGUGAUUCUGAAGAGGCGCUCUUAAAAUGUUUCAAUCAUUUUGCCAAUAUAUUGAAAGUCAUUAUAGGGGUUUCGAUGCCAGGAAACAGUUGUAUACAAAAACAAAACAUUUUUACACGUUCAUUUUUGCUGCUGCUGCCGCCAUACUGUAUGUGAGUUUUUUUUUUUUUUUUUUUAUUUAGCCUGAGAUUUUUUGUUUUUGUUUUUGUUUUUUUUCUUAUCAUCCCACAACCAAAAGAUUUUUAUUGUACAGAGGACCUGUUUGGAAGCAGUGAACAAAUUUUAUUUCUUUAUUAUUAUUAUUAUUAAUUGUUAUUCUAGAAUUGUGCCUAUCCAGUGCAGUUGGGUGGUUUGUGUCUGAACAUUAUUAUCCAAGAAGUUUUUAAUACAAAAAGGCUGAAUUUACAAAAGUCUAAUUUAUUCCGUAAUUCCUUUUCAUUAUUGUUGAUUAUUUUAUCUCUCCCUUUUUUUAAAUAUUCAUUCCUCUUCGCUACCGGGACGUGUUGCUGCGCUUGACAUUUUAAAAUGAAUCCGCAAUCUUUUUUUCUUCGAAAUAGUGAAGCAACAAAUGAAUCAAAAAUCGUUUAUGAUAGCAAUCACGUCAUGGGUUUAGCGAGCUAGCGCGUCACUCAAAGGUGCGGGUCUGGUUUCGGGGGUCUCUGAACUGAACGUGGGGUUUGUGAUUGUUUACUUGUUUGCCAUAUCCACAGUGUUGCGCUCUGCUUGUGUCCUAUUGGUGAGAGUCGCAUCUACAUAUCGGGUGCUGAACAGUGCUAGCAGUUAAAGGCCCACGUUUACUGUGAGGAAUGCCAAACGCCCAUUCAACAUCACUUCCGUCCUUUUUUUUUAUUGUGCAUUUCAAGGAUUUCCUGGUCGGUGUCAUCAGAUCGUUUUUAAACCCCAUGAUUUCUGAAAUUCACAGAAUAUUAAACAGUGGUUACAGUUUUUUGCACCGUUUGUCCCACACAUCGCCCCUCUUAUGCUGCUGCUUUUAAUGCACUUUGUAUUGAUAUUUGGCAUCCUCCUCAAGUAAAGGGUCGCGAUAUUUCAUGUUACCGAUUAAACGUAUGGAAGGGGGCAUUUUAUUAUUAUUAUUAUUAUUAUUAUUUCUGAAGUAUUUUAUCUUUUAUUUUAAUUCUUUAUCAUGUACAUUUUAUAACAGUGAAUGAAAAAUUUGCCUCAGCAAAUUCGAACGAUAACAUUCUAUUAAGAACCUUUUUUUUUUUUUUUCUCAAGGCUUUGACGCUAUUUCUCUUUAUUAAAUGUUUUGAUUUAAACUUC